Molecule: messenger RNA, 438 nt
Organism: Pelobates cultripes (western spadefoot toad)
Lineage: Eukaryota; Metazoa; Chordata; Amphibia; Anura; Pelobatidae
Source: the annotation of a GenBank genome assembly
AUGACCCAGCCUAAGAGGGGCAAUGGCCAACUCAUCCACACAUGCAAGUGGCAGACCAAGAGGCCUAAAACGGCGGCAGCAGCACAAAUCCACAGCCAACGAAUACACCGGCAGGUGGGAACCACAACUGGAGCCACAUUAUACAUACCGACUAGGUCCUCUGCCCACACUGAGACACUUCUCCUACACUGCUGGACCAAGGGGAAUGCGGCACGCACCAUAGCUGCAACUAACGGCGCAGGGGGAGCACACCCAGCCCCAACAAGGCAUCAGCUGACCCAUACAAGACUGGGACUCAAUGUCAGGCACAGUGCCCAAUAUUCAUUACCUUUUAAUACCCGAGAUGAACUCUCACACCUGUAUGCAUGCAAUUCAAUAGCCCUUUUAUUUAUGCUGGGGACCGCAGGGGGGAUAUCGCUAGGGACCAAGCGAUUAUAA